This is a messenger RNA of Lobosporangium transversale, 375 nucleotides long. RefSeq lists its product as hypothetical. Bases 33 to 308 code for a protein of 91 amino acids. Gene Ontology annotation, cellular component: mitochondrion; MICOS complex; mitochondrial inner membrane. NCBI's taxonomy places the organism in Eukaryota, Fungi, Mortierellomycota, Mortierellomycetes, Mortierellales, Mortierellaceae. The transcript is spliced from 3 exons. The record is from RefSeq and is a predicted model, not a curated record.
GCAUCAUUCAUUCAUUCUCAUUUAUUCCGACCAUGUCCGCCAGCAAAAGCAACAACACCAACAACCAAAGCUUUCCCAGUGAAGAGAUUCUCUCACGCAAGUGGGAUGAAUGCAUCUCUAAUGUCAUUGUCAAGUCUGGUAUCGGCCUCAGUGUCGGUAUUGUUGCCUCGGCUCUUGUUUUCAAGAAGCGUUCUUGGCCUAUCUCUAUCUCAACUGGUCUUGGUUUAGGUUAUGCCCUUUCACAGUGCGAACGUAACUUCAAUCCCAAGUUGGUUCCCGUUGUUAAACAAGCUCAGGAGAAGAAAUGAAGAGAGGAAAAGAGAUGAAUAAACAUUAUAACCAUGGAUAAAGAUUUUUUUUUUCUUUUCUUUUCUU